AUGUAUGACAUGGAGACCAUAGGAGUUCAAGCAUCACAUUGCACCUGUCCCAGAGAUAUCCUAUCAGAAGAUGACAGAAAUGCACUGGCGCUAAUGGAAUCUACAUGUCAGAAACAAGGGGAUAGAUAUGUCAUAGGAUUACCCUGGAAGAGAGACAAAUCAGAAUUACCAAACAACUAUGCCUUGGCUCCAAAACGACUGAUGUCACUGGAGAGGGGAUUGAAAUCUAAACCCCAAAAAACAGAACUAUACAAGAAAGCGAUGAAGGAAUUCAUAGACAAGGGAUGGGCUGAAAAAGCACAGACUGCAGAGAAGGGAACUGUAAUCCAUUACCUACCACAUCAUGGGGUCUACAGGGAAGAUAAAGAAAGUACACCCUUGAGAAUAGUCUUUGAUCCAGCAAGCACGUUCCAGGGAGUCUCCUUAAAUUCUUUCCUGUACAAAGGUCCAUCACUGCUGGGUAAUCUGCUCGGUAUCCUCAUACGCUUCAGAGAAAGAGCUGUAGCAUUUCAGGGUGAUAUAUCAAAGAUGUUCUUACAGAUACGCCUACCAGAAGCUGAUACACAAGUACACCGAUUCCUGUGGAGAGAUCUAGAUACAACAAGAGAGCCUACAGUAUAUCGUCUGAUGAGAGUGACAUUCAGCGAUAAACCAUCUCCUGAUAUGGCCAACUUCGUCAUGUUAAAGAUAGCAAGAGAAAAUGAAGAAGAGUAUCCAGAGGCUACAGAAAUAUUGACAAAUGACAGAUACAUGGAUGACAUAAUUCAUUCCUGCAACGUACCAGAAGAGGCAGCUAAACUGAUGGGAGAACUUGACCACAUACUUGCAUCAGGUUCUUUCAAGAUAAAGAAAUAG
Haliotis rufescens (red abalone) is the source of this 855-nucleotide messenger RNA. RefSeq lists its product as uncharacterized. The record is from RefSeq and is a predicted model, not a curated record. The transcript has a single exon. The coding region runs from base 1 to 855 and encodes 284 amino acids. NCBI's taxonomy places the organism in Eukaryota, Metazoa, Mollusca, Gastropoda, Lepetellida, Haliotidae.